Molecule: messenger RNA, 1240 nt
Organism: Verticillium alfalfae VaMs.102
Lineage: Eukaryota; Fungi; Ascomycota; Sordariomycetes; Glomerellales; Plectosphaerellaceae
Product: TTL domain-containing protein
Exons: 2
Coding region: 1-939 (312 amino acids)
Cellular component (GO): P-body
Molecular function (GO): hydrolase activity
Source: RefSeq, a predicted model, not a curated record
AUGCAUAUCCUCGUGACCAACGACGACGGUCCCCCCUCGCCACAUUCGUCCCCCUACGUCGCCUCCCUCGUUGCCGAGCUCAAGAAGGCGGGCCACACCGUCUCGGUCUGCCUCCCUCACACGCAGCGCUCCUGGAUCGGCAAGGCCCACAUCAUCGGCCAGUCCGUCAAGCCCGUCUACUACACGCCGUCUCCGAACCUGUACGGCGAUGACGCCGAGGGCACCAUCCACACGCGGCCCACGACGUCGGACCCCGCGACGCCCGGCACCUUUGACGCCGACAAGGAAUGGGUCCUCGUCGACGGCACGCCGGCCUCGUGCGUCCAGAUCGGCCUGCACCACUUCUUCGCCGAGCGCGGCCCCGUCGACCUCGUCGUCAGCGGGCCCAACUACGGCCGCAACACGACGGCCGUCUUUGCCCUGUCGAGCGGCACCCUCGGCGGCGCCAUGGAGGGCGCCAUCUGCGGCAAGAAGGCCAUCGCCCUGAGCUAUGCCUUCUUCUCGCGGAACCACGACCCCGUCAUCAUUGGCGGCGCCGCGCGCCACGGCGUCCGCGUCAUUGAGAAGCUGUACGCCGACUGCCCGCCGACGCCAGCGUCGACCUCUACAGCGUCAACGUGCCGCUCGUCGAGGGCGUCGAGACCCACAAGACGCUGUGGACCGGCGUGCUGCAGAACUACUGGCACGACGCCGGCUGCUUCCAGGAGCUCGACGGCGACGCCGCCGACGAGGUUGUCGAGGAGGAGAGGAUACGCGAGGGGCAGGGCGGCGAGGUCCAGGGCGGCGAGAGGAAAGCGGACGAGCUGCUGCACAAGCACAGACAGAGGCACUUCAAGUGGGCGCCGUCCUUUGCCGGCGUCUACAAGAGCGUCGAGGAUGCGCCGCCUGGCAACGAUGGCUGGGCUGUCGAGAAGGGAUACACAAGCGUCACGGCCUUGAAGGCAAACUUCUGGCACGCCGCGGAGCAUCUGCAUGAGAAAGAGCUGGUUCUGUGAGUACAUACGCCUUGCUUUUUGGACCCCCCUUUUUCUUUCUCUUGAGCAGGGAGCGGGCACCUGGAGAUGCGAGAUAUACGGAGGGUCAGCUCUAGCGCCGGGUUCGGGGUCGACGAGCAACAGACGGACAUGACUGUGGCCGAGCGAGGACAAAAUCCCCCACCCCACCAAGCAACGCUUGCUUGCCUGUAUUCUACGCAGAAACCGGCAGAACCCAUAUAAUAGAGCAAAGUCUUACGCUUGUG